UUUUGGCUGUGACUAAUGUUUAAUAGGAGUGAUGCAGCAAAAUCUUCCUAAAACUGAAUUCCAGUAUGAUGAAUAGCCUACAAUGCUGUGGUUUUUCGGGGUUAAUUCUCCAGUAAUGCCUUGCCUUGGGCUGAGGCACAGCUGAGCGCAGUGACGGGCACUUAGGUCUGAACGGAUCAGGUUUCAAUGUCGCGUGGAGAUCUCAGCCCAGAUCCAGUCCUUUGGGAAACAGGGCCCAGCCCUGGGUGCUCUGAAGGCAGUUCCGGGGUUAUGGCUGGGUUGGACCAAAAGGUGUGCAUCCUUUUGUCCUCAGCUUGCCUUGCACCUUCCAGUCACACCAGUAUCCACCAAGCCGGGAUGCAGUGGAGCCCAGUGUGCCGGCACGGGCGGGGACAGGGGCUCGGGGCGGCUCCCCGGCCAGCGGCCCCGCUGGGCUCCGGGCAAGCCUCGGACUGCUGGAGUGGGGCACGAGGCGCUGCUGGCCCAGCAACGGGGGCAGGGUGAGCAGCCGGGGCUGGUUAACGUCCCUGGACUGCGGCUCAGAGGAGCGGGCGGCCUGUAGGGGAGACUGGCGGUAACGGGGGAGAAGCUGCUGCAAGGGCAGGAUGCUGGAGAGCCGGUGAUGACCCAGACGGUGUUCCCUGGGAAGGACGCGCCGGUCUGGCCGAGCGGACACCCAAACGGAGGAAAGUGGUGACACAGCUGGAUGCAUGUCCAACAGCAUGGAAAGGCGUUUGAUGAAAGCCAUGGGACUGUGUGAUCUUUCCACCAUGUUUGGGAAAAAGAAGAAAAGGCUGGAAAUUUCCGGCCCCUCCAACUUCGAGCACCGGGUCCACACUGGCUUCGACCACCGGGAGCAGAAGUUCACGGGGCUGCCCCAGCAGUGGCACAGCCUGCUGGCAGACACGGCCAACCGGCCCAAGCCCAUGGUGGAUCCCUCAUGCAUCACUCCCAUUCAGCUGGCUCCCAUGAAGACCAUCGUUCGAGGAAACAAGCCUCGAAAGGACACCUCGAUCAACGGGCUGCUGGAGGAGUUUGACAACAUCUCAGUGACACGAUCGAACUCUCUGCGGAAGGAGAGCCCCCCCAGGCAGCACCCGGGCGCGGCGAGCCACGCGGCGCGGCCGCGGGAGGAGAACGGCUACGUGGCGUACUCGCGCUACUCCAGCGAGUCGGACGGCGCGCCCGAGCACCUGGGGGAGAGGUGCCGCGACAGGGCGCUCUGCGGGGACGAGCUGGACAGGUUCUACAAGCACAACGGCCACGUGCUGAAGGUGACCUCCCGGGACAUCUACUACUCGGAGGUGACGCCCCUGCAGUCGGAGCUGGCCAGGUUCCUGCCGGAUUACCAGGCACAGCUGGAGCCCAAGGCCAAGGCGCUGGAGUACGGCCUGAAGCUGGAGUACCAGCGGGUCCCCAGCGGCUCCUCCCUGGACUACAGAGAUUCCUUCCCCUACGCCCCAUCCCGGGCAUCGCUGCAGAGCGAGUGCCCCAAGGAGAGGCUGGAGUACGGGGACGGUGACUGGGGACACGGCCUCGGCAAGGAGGACUACGACAAGAGGCCAAAGUCGUCCUACGUGGACCCUGCGAGCCCUCAGCCGGCCAUGAGGCAGAGGUCCCGCUCCGGCUCGGGCCUGCAGGAGCCGGCCAUGCCCUACGGAGCCAGCGCCUUCAAGGCUCACCAGCAAGGACAUUGCUACAGCUCCUACACCUACCCCCGGCUGUCCGAGAGCGCAGCAGGCGUGCCCAAGGUGGAUUAUGACCGAGCACAGCUGGUCGUCAGCCCGCCGCUCUCUGGCUCCGACACCUACCCGCGGGGCCCGGCCAAGCUACCUCAGAGCCAGAGCAAGGUCAGCUACUCCAGCAGCAGCUACCAGUACCCUCUGGUGUACCACAAGGCACCCCACUACCAGCAGCCUCCCCUCCAGCCCGGCUCUCCCUAUAUCUCCACGGCCUCGUACCCCAGCUCCCCCAGCAUCACGUCAAGUGCUUAUCCCCCGCCCAGCUGGGGCUCCUCCCCGGAGCAGCAGCCCUCCAGGGUGUCCCACGAACAGUUCCGUGCUGCCCUGCAGCUCGUGGUGAGCCCCGGGGACCCCCGCGAGUACCUGGACAGCUUCCUCAAGAUCGGCGAGGGCUCCACGGGCAUCGUGUGCAUCGCCACCGAGAAGCACUCGGGGAAGCAGGUGGCUGUCAAGAAGAUGGACCUCAGGAAACAGCAGAGAAGGGAGCUGCUCUUCAACGAGGUCGUGAUCAUGAGGGAUUACCACCACGAGAACGUGGUGGACAUGUACAACAGCUACCUGGUCGGGGACGAGCUCUGGGUGGUGAUGGAGUUCCUGGAGGGCGGCGCUCUGACCGACAUCGUCACGCACACCAGGAUGAACGAGGAGCAGAUCGCCACGGUGUGCGUGUCCGUGCUGCGCGCCCUGUCCUACCUGCACCACCAGGGCGUCAUCCACCGCGACAUCAAGAGCGACUCCAUCCUGCUCACCAGCGACGGCAGGAUAAAAUUGUCUGACUUCGGCUUCUGUGCCCAAGUGUCAAAGGAGGUCCCCAGGAGGAAGUCCCUGGUUGGGACACCCUAUUGGAUGGCACCCGAGGUGAUAUCCCGCCUGCCCUACGGCACCGAGGUGGACAUCUGGUCCCUGGGCAUCAUGGUGAUGGAGAUGAUCGACGGGGAGCCGCCGUACUUCAACGAGCCGCCGCUGCAGGCCAUGCGCCGCAUCCGGGACAACCUGCCGCCCCGCGUGAAGGACACGCACAAGGUCUCCUCGGUGCUGCGGGGCUUCCUGGACUCGAUGCUGGUGCGGGAGCCCUCGCAGAGAGCCACGGCCCAGGAGCUGCUGAGGCACCCCUUCCUGAAGCUGGCCGGGCCCCCGUCGUGCAUCGUGCCCCUCAUGAGGCAGCACAGGCACCGCUGAGCCUUCCUGGGACAGCUCCUGGCUGCGGGACCCGCACGGAGGAGGAGGAGGAGAGCCUUGAGGAGGAAGGCAGCCCUGUGGGAAGCCGUGUCCAGAACCCCGGGGCAGGCAGUGCCCCCUGGGGCACGGCCACGCUGAGCUGCACCGCGGGCCGCCGCACUGCUGCUCCUGAAGAACACUUUUCUGACAAAACAAAGCACUUUUUAUCCCGGUCAGAGCAGCGCAAUGUAUUUUGCAAGAAGUUUGUAAUUUUCUGUACAGUACGUUUUGAUAACUUGCAGUACUUUGUCAUGUAACUGUUGUGUUAGUUAAGUAAUAAGUGUAACUUAGCGAGAAUUUCAGAAGAUGAAGUUUCCUAUUUUUUUUAACCCUUUUGAAAACAGAAGAAAAAAAGACAAAAAAAAAAAAACAAAAAGAAACCACAGCCACCUUUAGGAAGUUGUGAGGUUUUCAGAGCUCCCGUGGGGUGAGGAGGGGCUGGCCCUGCCCUGCUGGCUGUCCCCUUUCCCGGGCUGGGAGCCAGCCCUGCCCAGCCCCGCUCCAGACGGGGCUCACCCCUCUCGUUCUGUGCCCCACAGCGGCCUCCGUGCCUGCUGCAGUGCCCAGGGAGAGCAGGAGCUGCUCCUGCCUGCCCAGGAGCCCCGGAGCAGGGAGGGGAUGGGCUGCCAGGCGUGUGCCAUCCAGGAGCAGUCGUGCUGCUGUCUAGACCUUUCUGAAUGUUGAUGCAACAGUUGACUACUGCGGUACAAUUUUGUGUUAUUUGUUGGAUGACUUUGCAUGUUAACUGUAGGCCUAAAUAGGUUUGCCUUUAAAAUUUUUAGAAGUGCUUCAUAAUUACUUCGAUGAGAAACUAAUUUUAUUUAUUAACAAUUAGUUGUUUUUAAUUCUGUAUGAUACAAAAGCCAUGUUUUUCAAGUUUGGUUUUUUUUCUUACUGACCUCAUUUUAUGGUAUCUUUAAGAACCACAAAGCCAACUUUGUGAACACAGUUUCUUUCUUAUUAUAUUUCAUAGUUAAUAAAUUAAUUGUUAUUUAUUGUAGUAAAUUAUAACCAAACAUCUACACCUGGCAGGAGCUGUUGCUUAAAGAUCUUCCUCUGGGAGAAAAGAGUUGCCAAUGGUAAAAAAGCUCCUCUAGUUCUGCCCUUAAAGAAUAUUUGGAGGGAGAGAAGCAAUUAAAAAACAAAAGAAAAAAGGAGAUAAGGACGAUCUGGAGCAUGGAAUAGCUGAUCUUACACCAGUGUCUUAUCCCCAGUGCUCUCUCUCCCUACCCCUGUUUGCACAUUUGAAGAAGACACUGAAGAAAAUGUUUGGCUCCCAGAGCCCACCCAGCAGGGAGCACCCCCAGCCUCCCAGGGCUCUCUUUUGUAGUCUUGACAACUCAGGAAACCAGGCUGCACCAGUCCAGGCAACGGCACAACUUCAUACUAGCUACAAAAUUACCUUUUUUAACCAUCUUUGAAUAAAAAAGGGGGUUGGGGGGAGUUUUUUCUUCAAUAUUCAGCACAUUUUAGGCUGUACAAGUGAAGAAUUUUCUGCAACUUUCUUAUCAUUAGAUACUUUAAGCAGUGUUCAUCGAGUUUACCGAGAGUUUUGUCGAUUUCAAAGGGGUUUUUUUGUGAACACCAGCUACUGGUGAGACAAAUGCACAUGCAAGUUAAAUAAAUUAAUUAAUAAACACUUUAA
Passer montanus (Eurasian tree sparrow) is the source of this 4605-nucleotide messenger RNA. It is a transcript of the gene PAK5, whose product is annotated as p21 (RAC1) activated kinase 5. Bases 711 to 2921 code for a protein of 736 amino acids. Gene Ontology annotation, cellular component: cytoplasm. Gene Ontology annotation, biological process: intracellular signal transduction; regulation of MAPK cascade; protein phosphorylation. Lineage: Eukaryota; Metazoa; Chordata; Aves; Passeriformes; Passeridae. The transcript is spliced from 10 exons. Gene Ontology annotation, molecular function: protein serine/threonine kinase activity; ATP binding. The record is from RefSeq and is a predicted model, not a curated record.